CCAGCCUUCGUUGUCCUGGCUGUCGUUUGGGGUUGGUUUGUACAUAGGCCAGUGGAGUUGGUCUAUUUUGUCUCGUUUGCUUGUUUACGCCACCCUUUUUGUUUUUGCGCCUGUUUUGGAGCUUUAACUCCCCAUGCCCGUUCCUGCUGUGCAGGUAAUCCAGACGAAGACCAUCUUGAUCCUGCAAUAGGCCCACAAUCAUGGGCAUUAAAGGUCUCCAUGGUCUUCUCAAAUCAAUCCAAAAGCCAUGUCACUUGAAGAAGUUCGAUGGCCAGACACUGGGAGUGGAUGCGUAUGGGUGGCUGCACCGGGGUACAGUUGCAUGUGCAGUUGAUCUGGUGCUUGAUAAGCCUACGACUAAGCACAUCGACUUCGUCCUAAACCGUGUCCGCAUGCUUCUUUAUUUUGGCGUCACACCAUACCUUGUCUUCGACGGCGAUGAUCUACCGAGCAAAUCCGGAACCGAGUCUGAUCGUCACCAACGACGACAGCAGAGCAAGGCUCUUGGGUUGGAACUUCAACAAAAAGGACGAAUGGCGGAGGCAUAUCAAGAGUUCCAAAAGGCGGUGGACGUGACCCCCUACAUGGCCCGCCAAUUGAUCGAGGAGUUGAAGAAGAUGAACGUGCAGUAUGUCGUGGCACCAUACGAGGCUGAUGCGCAGUUGGUGUACCUGGAGCGCCAUGGUAUGAUCGACGGGAUUAUCUCCGAAGACUCGGAUCUUCUUGUCUUUGGUGCGAAGAGGCUACUAUCUAAACUCGACCAGCACGGUGACUUCAUCGAGAUUAACAGGGCGGACUUUACAGCUUGUCGUGAGGUCAGUCUGAUCGGAUGGACAGACGCGGACUUCAGACGGAUGUGCAUCCUUAGCGGGUGUGACUACCUGCCUAACAUUGCGCGACUCGGGUUAAAAACCGCCUAUCGUUGUAUCAGGAAAUACAAAAACGUGGAGAAGGCCCUUCGAAUGCUUCAGUUUGAAGGGCAGUAUCGUGUUCCGGCGGAUUAUCUCGACAACUUUAAACAAGCCGAACUCACGUUUCUUUAUCAGAGGGUGUUCUGUCCGAAAGCUGGGAAGUUGGCGACUCUCACCCCGCCUGAGGACGAUGUCAACCUAGAUGAACUGCCAUAUAUUGGCGGCGAUGUCGAUGCAGAUAUUGCAGUAGGAGUGGCUCGUGGGGAUCUUGAUCCGAUGACCAAGGAGCCGAUUGUAUUGAAGCCACUUGCCCCGAGCAAGCCUGCGCUCGGCAUCCAACGCCGGCAAACCCUUGGCUCAUCAGCUGAAUUGAAACCGAAACCGAAUAAACCAAUCAGCACUUUCUUCACUCCGAAACGGAUGCCUCUAGCUGAGUUGGAUCCCAACAGCCUGACACCAUCUCCGAGCCAGCAACGGCUCCUAGAACGUUAUUCAAACAGCUCCUGGGACAGCAGUCCUGCGCCAGCAGGGCUAAAUGCUGCUAGAUCAGUGCCGUCUCUCCGUCGCUCUCAGACUACACGAGUUUCAAGCCCAUUGGCAAGAAGUGUGGAACGCAACUCUUUCCUGGCCCAGGCUUCUAAAGCAUCGACCUUCCAGCCAGCGAAGCGACAACGGCUUUGUUCCGAAGUCGAGGAAGGGUCCUUGCCAACUCGCGCCAACUGCCGCAGCCGGUUCUUUGUGCAUAAGGAUGGAGAAUUGAGUCCCAGCGGGCAGAAGAGCAUGAAGUCGGAGAGAGCGCGAAAGUCGACCAUUGGUGUUUUCUCCGACGAUAGUGCUGAGGACAUCAUGUCUGAACUGCCGGAUCCGACCCAGCCAGAUGUAUCGCCCAACUGGACCCAAACUCCAUGCAAAAUGGCUGGCGAGCGGGAAGCUGAUUUGGUGGCGCCAGCCCCUGCUACUCCUACCGCGGAGCCAGCAGAUGAUGGACGAAAAGAAGAGUCUUUUGAAAGCACUACUGUUUCUGAGUCUACCAUUCCUGAGGAUACCGUGCCCGAGCCUACUCCCGAAAAGUCCGUCAGCGUCGACUCGAAAAGCAAAACUUUUCAUCAAGUAUUGAAUUAUCACGUCGAACGACAGAACACAUCUAUACUUUCCAAAUUCGCCUUCAAGCCGAGUGACAGUCCUGGUAUCUCCAGGAAACCUUCCCUUGGGGCAAUGAACGCUCAAUCGCCCCGAACAUCACCUGCAGGCCUCUUAUUGGGGCCCCGCAGAAGCCCAACCCGACGACAACGAUCGACACCCUUGCAGCGCCUGGGACAAAGCGCUCUCUCCCGGUCUCGAUCCAUGAUUCUUCCUGGUAGCAGGACUGUUCCUCCGCCCACCUUUUCCACCUGCAACACAAGUAGCGCAACGGGUCAACGUCUGGACGCGCCCAAAGUCUCUGGCGCUCAGGGAAGCGAAGACAUGAUUAUCCACAACAGCGAGGACGAAAGCGAGGACGACAAUUCUAAUGACUCCGGUGCCAGCCAGGGACCGGUUUCACUUGACCUGAAACAGUUCUCAUUUACCGCAUCGGGGACUACAGAUUAGGAGCAUUGUAUAUGGAUACUUCAGCAUUGUAUGCAGACGGAGUUUUGGGAGUUUAUUGGACAGAUUUUCAUAAUCAUUUUGUAUGGUUUUGCAUUGCGCGGGGCAUAGUAGGUUAUCUUGGACAUUGUUAGACAGCUUGUGCCUGUAUCUAGGUUGGAUCGUUGAUUCAGACGGUGCCAAGGGAGCUCGCAAGGGACGAAUAGGCCCACGAUACAUACUCAAUUUAGAACAGCAGAUCACUCAAAUGUUAUUUUGUCGC
Messenger RNA from Aspergillus glaucus CBS 516.65, 2760 nucleotides. RefSeq names its product putative exonuclease. The record is from RefSeq and is a predicted model, not a curated record. Gene Ontology annotation, cellular component: nucleus. Gene Ontology annotation, biological process: mismatch repair; DNA double-strand break processing; DNA recombination. The transcript has 3 exons. The coding region runs from base 201 to 2501 and encodes 766 amino acids. Lineage: Eukaryota; Fungi; Ascomycota; Eurotiomycetes; Eurotiales; Aspergillaceae. Gene Ontology annotation, molecular function: metal ion binding; 5'-3' DNA exonuclease activity; 5'-flap endonuclease activity.